AAACAGAGUAAUUUCACAUGUACAGCACUUGCUGGUCUGCAGAAUCUUCUCCACCUCACCAACUCUCGACGCAGCCAAAGCGUUCGAACUCGCCACCAUCACCCUCGCCACCAUCAAAACAUCUUCUUUAAUCAAUAUGAAAAAAAUCUCUCUCUCUGUCUCUGACCCUUUAAAACCCCUUUUUCAUUUUCAUUCUUUUCUAUUACUUUCUCUUGCAUAUUCAAAUUUCGCUCUUCCACAAUACACUUACUAAAAUCUAUGCCCCAAUUCUGGUUUUUCGUUUUCCAGUCUUUAUCAUUUCAAUUCUAUUUCCAAAAAUAGCACUAGGGUUAGCUCAUCCAAUUUUUGGCUAGAUUUUCCAUUAUUUUUUCGUGCAGUAAAAUUUUGGGUUUUGAGUGAGGUUUACUGAUGGCAAUUGCAUGCGAGUCCUCCAUUCUGGGGCGGUCCCAGUUCGUUUCUGGAUCAAAAUCCUCUCGUCUUUUGCUUUACAAUAGAGUUGCAAAGAUAACAGUUAAGGUUUCUCAAAAGAACUAUCAAUUCUCAUCUCGUAUCUCAUCAAAUUUUGCCAAUCCGUACAGUUUUAGACCACCUUGUAUUUCAGCUUCUCCUACAGCCAGCGUUUCUGAUGCUAUAGCUCAUUCAAAAUCACGAAGCAAAGUUAAUGCUGAUCUGGGUAUUAAACAAAAUGCCGCUACGGGUGUGAAUUCAGGAUUAAUAAGAUUGUUGGUCAAACGCGGCCUCGUUUUGGGUGCAAUGGUGUGUGGGGUUUUGGUGUUCAGGUGCAAAAGAGUGUUUGCAGCUGAAGGUGUGGUGAAUGCUGGGUAUGGUGUUAUUGGGCAAAGCAUAUUGUCAUUGAGGAGUGCGUGGCCUAAGCUUUCUCAGCUUCUUACGGUUUUCAAGGAGCAGGGUUUGGUAUUGGCUGCACUUCUGGGUUUGUCAGCUUUUUUUUCUAUGGCUGAGACUUCCAUAACCACGUUGUGGCCAUGGAAGGUCCGUGAGCUGGCUGAAAAAGAGCCUGAUGAUGGUGUCUUCAAAAUGCUCCGUAGUGAUGUUACUCGGUUUCUGACAACUAUUCUUAUUGGCACAACUGUGGUCAAUAUUGGGGCAACUGCAUUAGUCACAGAUGCAGCCACAGCAAUAUUUGGUGAAGCUGGUGUUAGUGCAGCCACUGGAGUAAUGACUGUUGCAAUAUUACUCCUCACUGAGAUCACUCCGAAAAGUAUAGCUGUUCACAAUGCCGCAGAGGUUGCUAGGUUUGUGGUCAGGCCAGUGGCAUGGCUUUCCCUGGUGUUGUAUCCUGUGGGAAGAGUCGUCACCUACUUGUCGAUGGGAAUGCUAAAGUUACUUGGUUUAAAAGGAAGAAGUGAACCAUAUGUUACUGAAGAAGAAUUGAAGUUGAUGUUGCGUGGGGCAGAAUUGAGUGGGGCAAUAGAGGAAGAAGAACAGGAUAUGAUUGAAAAUGUGCUAGAGAUCAAGGAUACACAUGUUAGAGAGGUCAUGACACCUCUUGUUGAUGUAGUCGCAAUUGAUGCCAGUGCAACUCUUGUUGAUUUUCAUGAGUUGUGGGUGACCCAUCAAUAUUCAAGGGUUCCUGUUUUUGAGCAGCGAGUGGACAAUAUUAUGGGUAUUGCAUAUGCAAUGGAUCUGCUAGAUUAUGUUCGGAAGGGUGAGCUACUAGAAAGUACAACUGUAGGAGACAUGGCUCACAAACCUGCAUACUUUGUGCCUGAUUCAAUGUCAGUCUGGAAUCUUCUUAGAGAGUUCCGCAUCAGGAAGGUUCACAUGGCAGUUGUUCUUAAUGAAUAUGGUGGAACUAUUGGAAUAGUAACCCUUGAAGAUGUUGUUGAGGAGAUUGUUGGUGAAAUCUUCGAUGAAAAUGAUUCAAAAGAAGAGAUACAGAAGAAAACUGGCUACAUUGUAAUGCGAGCAGAGGGAAUAUAUGAUGUUGAUGCUAAUACAACUAUCGAUCAACUCUCUGAAGACCUAAAUAUCAAAAUGCCAGAGGGUCAUCAAUAUGAGACAGUGUCAGGUUUUAUAUGUGAGGCAUUUGGAUACAUCCCAAGGACUGGUGAGAGCAUCAAAGUGAUCCUCGAGAAGGAAAAUCAAGAAGAGGAUGAUGAACAGACUGAAGGCAAGUCUGAGCGACAAGAUCAGAAUGAAAAACAUCAUGUAUAUAAACUUGAGAUAUUAGCUGGAAAUGCCAGAAAAGUGAGUGCUGUUCGAUUUGAACGGAUAAACAAUGAUGACGUAAUGAUGGAGGCCAAAGAAGUUACUCGCUUGGUUCCCAGAAUCGUGAAGAGGAAAUGGAGCAGUGAUGAAGAUUCUGAUGGUACCAAGUAUGAUGAGGAUUCAUUCCAAAAUAGACCAGAGCAUGGUCUUUCUGAUUCCAAUGUAAUUGCUGAACAUGAAGAUGAUAAUGAGAGACCUGGUAGACAGUAGUUACAUCUCUCCCUCUUUCUCUCUCUCUCUCUCUAUUUUUACAGCUCCAUGAAAGCAAUAAAAGGACUUGAGAAACAGAACAAAGGAACAAGAACACGGGAGAAACUACUAACAUUGUAAAAUUUUUUCACAAAUGAAGUGAGGUAUCAACGUCUGAUUCAUCAAA
Hevea brasiliensis (rubber tree) is the source of this 2605-nucleotide messenger RNA. Its product is annotated as putative DUF21 domain-containing protein At3g13070, chloroplastic. Gene Ontology annotation, molecular function: flavin adenine dinucleotide binding. The record is from RefSeq and is a predicted model, not a curated record. The transcript has 14 exons. Lineage: Eukaryota; Viridiplantae; Streptophyta; Magnoliopsida; Malpighiales; Euphorbiaceae. Bases 409 to 2439 code for a protein of 676 amino acids.